This is a messenger RNA of Cucumis sativus (cucumber), 1184 nucleotides long. RefSeq names its product cytosolic endo-beta-N-acetylglucosaminidase 1-like. Gene Ontology annotation, biological process: protein deglycosylation. The coding region runs from base 228 to 1184 and encodes 318 amino acids. Gene Ontology annotation, molecular function: mannosyl-glycoprotein endo-beta-N-acetylglucosaminidase activity. Lineage: Eukaryota; Viridiplantae; Streptophyta; Magnoliopsida; Cucurbitales; Cucurbitaceae. The record is from RefSeq and is a predicted model, not a curated record. The transcript has 4 exons.
UUACCAUUUCAGAAUUCUUCUUACUCAACAUUUGCAACUUCUUGUCGCCCAUACUUGAUGUAAUUGAUGCUUCAACUUCACUUUCUGUCCAAGCUUAUUCAAAUUUUGAGAUAGCCUUCAAUGGAGGAGGAAGCAUCGAAUUCAAAGGGACUCUUGAGCAAAAUUGGUACUCUAAAAUAAGACUUUUUCAAGGAGAGGUCACUUUAGGGGAUGUUCCUUUAUUUCUGAUGUAUUCUUCAAUGUCAAAUGAAGAUUCUCAACUUGCCCUUUCGUUGGAGUUCUUUUCUAGUAGAGAUAAGAGAGAGGUUUUACUUGUCUCCAACAUUGAAGAGCAAUUCUCGACUGAUUUCACUGAAGUGAUUGAGACAUCUCCACUUGCAGUGCCUGAAGGUUCUCCUGAAUGGUUUGUUCAUGUCAGAAGAAUUGAAAUGAGUGGAUACAAACUGACAAAUAUAAAUGUCAUCUGCUACAGAUCAAGACCUCAAACUGGUGUGCCAAAACACAAACCUGGAAUAGUUACAAAAAAUAAUCCACUAGUUUCUGGUUCAUCAACCGAGUACUUUGCAGUGCUCGGCAAUAUCAUUGUUCGAUCUGUUGAGGAACCAAAAUUUCCUCCUUCUAGUUAUUGGCUAGUCCAAACUCCACAUGUCAAAAGGACUACAAGUCCAGAUGGAACAAGGACCCUCGAUGUUCAUAUCACUUGGGAGUUGAAAGAUAACGGUAGUGGUUGGGUAGCAUUUGAAUGCUACAAUAUGUAUGUCAUGGAAAUAGCCACGGAAGACGAAAAUCCCCUUGCCAAGUUGCAAAAUGUUCCAAAGUAUAUUGGGGUGGCACAUGUAAAAGCGUUUUAUGCCUUGAACCUUGCAAUUCCUUCCAGCAUCUCAAGUUUCAAAUUUAUAAUCCAAGUUUGUGGGGUGGAUGGUACUAUUGGGAAAAAAUGUUCCAAAGGAACACCUCUAGUCGUGCGAGUGAUCAUAGAUACACACUGGCCGAGUGAGACCAUACGAACACCCCUAAUCGUGCAAGUGACCCGUAGGAACACCCCUGGUCGUGCGGGUGAUCGUCUCUAUACACUCAUAAACAUGUCUAUGAUACGUAGGUACACCUCUAAUUGUGUGAGUGGUCUCGUCGGAACACCACUAGUUGUGCAAGUGACUUCGUAUCACAGUAUAACUGACCCCUAA